AUGUCUGGCUCUGCAAAAACUCUUGAACCUGCAUUCCAAGGAGUUGGUCAAAGAGUAGGGACUGAAAUAUGGAGAAUCGAAAACUUUCAGCCAGUACCUUUACCAAAGUCCAAUUAUGGAAAAUUCUACUCUGGCGAUUCAUACAUUGUAUUGCAGACUACUUCUGGGAAGGGAGGUGCUUACAAUUAUGACAUACAUUUCUGGUUGGGAAAAGAUACUAGCCAGGAUGAAGCUGGAACUGCAGCAAUAAAAACGGUUGAACUUGAUGCAUGUCUAGGUGGUCGUGCAGUUCAAUAUAGGGAACUUCAAGGUCAUGAAUCUGAUAAAUUUUUAUCAUAUUUUAAACCAUGUAUUAUACCACUUGAGGGAGGUGUUGCAUCUGGUUUUAAAGAAGUUGAAGAAGAAGAGUUUCAGACACGAUUGUACACUUGUAAAGGAAAACGUGUUGUCAGAUUGAAACAGGUUCCUUUCUCUCGAUCCACAUUGAACCAUGAUGAUGUGUUUAUCUUGGACACUAAAGAUAAAAUUUUUCAAUUCAAUGGGGCGAAUUCAAAUAUACAAGAAAGGGCAAAAGCAUUGGAAGUUAUUCAGUUUUUGAAAGAUAAAUAUCAUGAAGGGACAUGUGAUGUUGCAAUUGUUGAUGAUGGAAAGCUACAAGCGGAAGGGGACUCUGGUGAAUUUUGGGUUAUUUUUGGUGGGUUUGCUCCAAUUGGCAAAAAGGUUGCAAGUGAAGAUGAUAUAAUUCCAGAAAAGACUUCUCCAAAACUUUAUUGCAUAAGUGAAGGUCAAAUUAAGGAUGUAGAUGGUGAACUUUCCAAAUCUUUAUUGGAAAACAACAAAUGUUAUCUGCUGGAUUGUGGUGCAGAGGUGUUUGUGUGGGUUGGAAGAGUAACACAAGUGGAGGAAAGAAAAACUGCCAUGCAAGCUGCUGAGGAGUUUAUUGUGAGCCAAAAUCGGCCCAAAGCAACCCGUGUAACUCGACUUAUUCAAGGGUACGAGACACAUUCGUUCAAGUCAAACUUUGACUCAUGGCCAUCUGGUUCAGCACCUUCCGCCCCUGAAGAAAGUAGAGGAAAAGUAGCAGCUUUGUUAAAGCAACAAGGAGUUGGGCUGAAAGGGUUGGCUAAAACUUCUACUGCAACCGAAGAAGUCCCACCUUUGCUUGAAGAAAAUGGGAAAAUUGAGGUGUGGAGGAUUAAUGGCAAUGCAAAAACCACAGUACCCAAAGAAGACAUUGGUAAAUUCUACAGUGGAGAUUGCUACAUUGUUCUUUACACUUACCAUUCUAAUGAAAAGAAAGAAGAUUACUAUUUGUGCUGUUGGAUUGGCAAAGAUAGCAUCGAGGAGGACCAAAACAUUGCUGCUCGAUUGGCUACUACAAUGUUCAAUUCACUCAAGGGAAGACCAGUUCAGGGUCGUGUAUUUCAAGGGAAAGAGCCUCCACAGUUUGUCGCCAUCUUUCAGCCUAUGGUUGUGUUAAAGGGUGGAUUGAGCUCUGGAUACAAGAACUCCAUUGCAGACAAAGGAUUGAAUGAUGAAACCUACACUUCAGAUGGUGUAGCCCUAAUUCAGAUAUCUGGAACUUCACCCCAUAAUAAUAAAGCCGUUCAAGUAGAUGCGGUGGCGACCUCAUUGAAUACUUAUGAAUGCUUUCUUCUUCAAUCUGGUUCUUCAUUGUUCACUUGGCAUGGAAACCAGAGUAGUGUUGAACAGCACAGCAUAGCUGCAAAAAUCGCUGAAUUUUUGAAGCCUGGCGCCACUGUGAAAUUUGCUAAAGAAGGAACUGAAAACUCAACUUUCUGGUUUGCCCUUGGAGGGAAACAAGGCUACACCAGUAAAAAAGCAGCACAGGAAUCCGUCAGAGAUCCCCAUUUGUUUUCAUUCUCUUUCCAUAAAGGAAAGUUUGAGAUUGAGGAGAUCUACAAUUUUUCACAAGACGAUCUGUUGACAGAAGAUGUGCUGAUCUUAGACACACACGCGGAGGUGUUCAUAUGGGUUGGUCAAUCCGUUGACUCCAAAGAAAAGCAAAAUGCGUUUGAAAUUGGCCAGAAAUACAUCGACUUGGCUGCAUCUCUUGAUGGAUUAUCUCCAUGUGUACCCUUAUACAGAGUUACAGAAGGAAACGAACCUACCUUCUUCACAACAUUCUUCUCAUGGGACUCUGCUAAAGCUAAUGCUCAUGGGAACUCAUUCCAGAAGAAGAUUUUGCUACUGUUUGGAUUUGGGGGAGGCCAUGCUUCUGCUUCUGAGGGUCAAGAUAGGUCAAACGGGGGUCAAAGUGGGCCCACUCAAAGAGCUUCAGCAUUAGCAGCACUAAACUCUGCUUUCAAAUCAUCUCCGACAAGCGCCAAAUCAUCAUCAGCUUCACCAAAGGUACCAAGUCGGGGUUCACAGAGAGCAGCUGCUGUUGCUGCUUUAUCUUCUGUUCUUACAGCUGAAAAGAAGGGUGCAUCUGAUGGUUCACCUGUCAGGCCCACCAGAAGUCCACCAUCUGAAGGCGGCUCAGCCACCAAGGCUGAAGAAGGUUCUGAUGGUUUGGAGAGUAAUGAAGGUUCAGAAGUUACCAUGGAAACAUCUGAACCAGCAGUUCAAGUUCAAGAAACCAAUGGAAGAGGAGGAGGAGGAGGAGGAGAAGAUUCAGCACCAAAGAAUGAUGAAAACGAAUGUGAGAGUGUAGACAGUCAAAGCACUUUCAGUUAUGAACAGUUGAGGGCUAAAUCCGAGAACCCGGUAACCGGUAUCGACUUUAAGAGAAGAGAGGCUUAUCUGUCAGGUGAAGAGUUUGAGGGUGUGUUUGGAAUGGCAAAAGAGGCGUUCUACAAGAUACCAAAAUGGAAGCAGGAUAUGCUGAAGAAGAAGGUGGAUUUGUUCUAGGAAUUGAAAACAGUGGUGGGGAGAUGAUGAUAUGAUAUGAUUCUUUCAAUUCUUAGUUUUUGAUUGUGUUGGUGGUGUUACCAGUUAUGAUGCUGGUGGUUAUAGGAGGAGUUAGUGAUAUAAUGGCCUUGAGUAAAGAGUGAUUUUUUUGCCUCUCUUUUGAUGUUAUGAUAUAUGCUUUGAUUGCUGGUUGUUAGAUUUGAUUGGGUAUGUAAUCUGGGUUUGAGUUUGUUUGUGGGAUUACUUGCUAUUUAUUGUUGGAGAAAAAGUAAGACUGUAAAUGUGAUGUGAUGUGAUGUGAUGUGAUGUGAUUGUUUGUAUUUUGAAUUCAGAUAUUAAGGGUUAAAAAAGUUUGUUGUUUGAUAUUUAUCA
Messenger RNA from Lactuca virosa, 3246 nucleotides. Lineage: Eukaryota; Viridiplantae; Streptophyta; Magnoliopsida; Asterales; Asteraceae. The record is from the annotation of a GenBank genome assembly.